AGUACGGACCCUUCCUCCGUUCUUCGUCUCUCACACCUUCAUCUGCUGAUCUCAAAGCACUCAAAAUGGCCUCUCUGCAAUCCAUUUUCCUUAAGCAGCGUCGGUUACGCCUUCUGUCAACCGCCGCUUUUCAUGUCCGCCUGGUUCACUUCAAGGUCAAAACCCCAAAACCGUCAACAGCUCCAUCUCCGCCUACACCACCGAAGCCACCUCAGAAGCCCGUGUCAUUCACCAUCCAUAACGAGACAUGGGAGGACCCUUAUAGCUGGAUGUCCAGCCUCGGCGACAAGGUCGCCAUGCGUCACAUGGACGUCUGUAUGGAGCAAGAAGAGAAGUACACCGAAGCUGUCAUGGCCGAUACAGAUCGUCUCCAGCGGAAGCUCCAAUCCGAAAUGGCAAGCCGAAUGGCCAUCGACCUCUCCACUCCACCCGUCCGCUGGGGCCCCUGGUUGUACUACAGGCGUGUCGAAGAAGGGAAGCAGUAUCCGGUGCUGUGUAGAAGGUCCGCGAGCUUAUACGAAGAGUUCAUUUCUUAUAAUUCUCCUUUCGCGGGUUUUGAUUACACAUCUGGGAAGCGAAUUGAGCAGAAGCUACUCGAUUACAAUCAAGAGGCCGAGAGAUUUGGAGGUUAUGCUUAUGAAGAACUAUCGGAAAUGUCCCCAAAUCACCGUUUUCUGGCAUACACAAUGUAUGACAAGGAGAACGACUUCUUUCGGUUAUCUGUAAGGGAUUUAACUUCUGGUUCGCUGUGUAGUAAGCCUCAAACUGAUCGGGUUUCGAACUUGGCUUGGGCAAAUGGUGGGCAAAUGUUACUCUACACUGUAACUGACCAUAAUAAGAGGCCCUAUAGGAUCUUCUGCAGCAUUCUUGGAACCAGUGAAGAUGAUGUUUUGCUUUUAGAAGAGUCAGAUGAUAGUGUUUAUGUUAAUAUUAGACACACUAAGGAUUUCCAGUUCGUGACUGUAAAUACAUUCUCAAACAGUUCUUCUAAGGUAUUCUUGAUAAAUUCUGCUGAUCCUUUGUCUGGCAUGACAUUGGUGUGGGAGUGUGAAGCACAAGCCCACUGCAUUGUCGAACAUCAUCGAGGAUUCCUUUAUCUGUUUACAGAUGCCGCAAAAGAUGGACAACCUGUUGAUUCCCAUUAUCUGCUCUGUUCUCCUGUUGAAACAUCUAGUUCCAGAUCUUGGGAGAGUGUAUUUAUUGAUGAACCAGAUUUUGUUGUCGAGGAUGUUGAUUUCAGUGAUACUCACUUGGUGCUCAUUUUAAGGGAGGGCAGGAUGUUCCGAAUUUGUUCAGUUAAUCUACCAUUGCCUAGUGGGAAGGGAGCAAUUCAUCUCAAGGAGCUCAAUCCACAAUUCCUACCUCUUCCAAAACAUGUUUCUCAGAUUUCGCCUGGACCAAACUAUGACUACUACUCCUCAACCAUGCGAUUUACAAUAUCCUCACCAGUGAUGCCUGAUGCUGUGGUGGACUAUAACUUGUCAGAUGGAAAGUGGAUUAUUGUACAACAACAAAAUGUUUUACAUGAAAGGACACGAACUUUGUAUGGUACAGCUUCUUCCAGUAGCAGCAUUGAAAAAUCACCAAGCUUAAAAAGUUUUGGUCUCACAAACGAGGUUAAUUGUGAAGAUGAUCGUUUAUGGAACGAACUGUCUGAGUUCUAUGCUUGUGAAUAUUAUGACGUCUCUUCACAUGAUGGAUCAGUAGUUCCUUUGACUGUAGUAUACUCACGCAAAAACAAGCAAGAGGGUGGGAAUCCUGGGUUACUUCAUGGACAUGGAGCUUAUGGCGAGUUAUUGGACAAACGAUGGCGCAGCGAGUUAAAAAGCCUUCUUGAUCGUGGUUGGGUGGUUGUAUAUGCUGAUGUAAGGGGUGGAGGAGGUAGGGGCAAAAAAUGGCACCAUGAUGGUAGACGCACUAAAAAGCAUAAUUCCAUUAAUGAUUAUAUUUCCUGUGCUAAAUUCCUAAUUGAGGAGGAAAUUGUGCAAGAAAACAAGCUUGCUGGUUCAGGAUAUAGCGCUGGGGGACUUCUUGUUGCUUCAGCUAUUAAUUCUUGCCCCGAUUUAUUUCGUGCAGCAGUUUUGAAGGUUCCUUUUUUAGAUCCCACCAACACUCUCCUCUAUCCCAUUUUACCACUUACACCUGUUGAGUAUGAAGAGUUUGGCUAUCCUGGAGAUAUUGAAGAUUUUCAGGCUAUACGGAAAUACUCCCCCUAUGAUAAUAUUCAGAAGGAUGUUCUCUACCCAGCUGUCUUGGUCACUUCAUCUUUUAAUACAAGGUUUGGUGUCUGGGAAGCUGCAAAAUGGGUUGCACGGGUCCGCCAAUGUACUAUUUAUGACCCUAAACACCCAAUUCUGCUGAAUUUAACAACAGAUAUAGUGGAGGAAAAUAGGUAUUUGCAGUGCAAGGAAUCAGCACUUGAGACUGCUUUUCUUAUCAAGAUGGUAGAAACCUAGUCAAUUCCCAGAAUCCCAACUACCUAAAAUUCCAAACAUGCCAAUUGAAUUUGUUGAUACCUGCCCAGAGUCAUAUGGUGGAGAUGCAUAUGUUCCCAAUGCUUCCAUUUGGGUAGACCCCGACCCCCCCUAUGGAGUCCCAAAUAUUCAGUGGUCUGGUG
Messenger RNA from Telopea speciosissima, 2617 nucleotides. Its product is annotated as protease 2. Lineage: Eukaryota; Viridiplantae; Streptophyta; Magnoliopsida; Proteales; Proteaceae. The transcript has 11 exons. Gene Ontology annotation, molecular function: serine-type endopeptidase activity. Gene Ontology annotation, biological process: proteolysis. Bases 66 to 2456 code for a protein of 796 amino acids. The record is from RefSeq and is a predicted model, not a curated record.